UACGAGAUCGGAAUUGCAGACGAUUUUUUUCCCGUUUUGGGAUAAUCGACUACUACAGAUUCUUGACUUCAGUUUAUUAUUAUUUUGCAAGGCGGCUCUCUCUCAAGGUAACCACGUUUCUGUCCGAAAUGCAUUCUUGGUGAAGUUUCAAAGUUACAGAAAUGAAACCGAUAGGAUACACUGCACUUUUCAUCGAUAUGAUGUGCAUCCAGGUGAUUUAGAUUGUCGGAUUGGUAUCAAACUAAAACGAUUGCCAAUGAUUCUAACAUGGAGUCAUGGAUAUUGGUAUCAAGCUAUAAGCAAGAAUUCUGAUAUUCCAAUUUAGAAACAGAGAUCUGAUCUAAUAAGAUGCAUACAAAACUUAGCUUGUUGGAUUUGAAGAGUAAACUACGAAAAAACCAUGGAAGAAGAAAUUCUAAGGAUCACACCCGUGACAAAAAGUCAUGCAGAACAGCAAUAGAGAGAAAAGAAACCUGCCGGCCAUCCAGUGAGCACAUCUUGCCACAGGAAUUUCUCUCUGGACAUUGUUUUACUGGAUGCAUUGGGAAUCCUCUGAACAAAGAAACAGAGGUUGUUGCUUCACUUUUAUAUGCUGACAAUGGAGCACCUGUUGAAAAGCCCAGAGAUUCGGAAGCUCCCCUUUUGACAAGCUAUGAUGGAAUCAACUAUUCCUCUUGUGAUAGACCAACUAAACUGUUGCAUGGCCAUACAUCCUUUGAGGCUCAAGCUCAAGAUAUCUCAGAUGUUUACGUAUACAAGGAUAUAUUAAUUUUUGCACCUACUGCACUUGCAUUAAUGGGAAUGUUAAGGUUGGACUUUUGGUAUUAUUUUUCAAGGACAAUUCAAGGUUAUCAAGUUGGGAACUUCAACAACCACAACCUCAAUGGAAACAGAAGAUUCACAUUACAAGGUUUAAACUUGGUGACUUCAAAGGGAUAGAAUAUUAGUGAAGUUUCGUUCUCAUGCAGGAGUGUACUUCAAAUUAUUCCACAACCUUCUAACGGUUCUUCAUGUCCCCUUCUUUCAAUGGCUACUUUUUGGGAAAUAUUUUUUGAAUUUAGAUCCCUGAAUUAUGUGUAUAAAUGGAAAGAAUCUAAUUAGACUAUGUUGUGCUUAUGAGAAUCUGCUAAUAGGGCUAGUUUAGGGAAUUUAUUCUC
Molecule: messenger RNA, 1157 nt
Organism: Macadamia integrifolia
Lineage: Eukaryota; Viridiplantae; Streptophyta; Magnoliopsida; Proteales; Proteaceae
Exons: 4
Coding region: 349-939 (196 amino acids)
Source: RefSeq, a predicted model, not a curated record